AUUAGUUUGCGGAGAUUCUUUGCUUCGUAAAUUCCCGUCUUCAAAUAGUUCUUUCUUCUUCUCUCUUUUUCUCUCUCUCGUUCCUUAUUUUUCCCCUUACUCAACACAUCCAUCUCACUUGUGCCGUGGUCUCUUUUCGUUUUGUUGAGAGAUUUGCAGUGCGAACAAGAGAAUUAGAAGCGAGAGUAUAAGCACGUUAGGAGGACUUCUAGGGUUUGAUUCUGUACGAGAUAGAUGGAUUCGAAGCUUACGGAGGUUUCUCAGCUGUUCGAGAGAUUAAAAGCAGCUUUUAUAAGGAAUGACUUCGAUACUUGCACAAAGCUCCUCUCGCAACUCAAGGUCUUAUUGACAGAAUUUAGAAGCCUUCCCCCUUUGUUUGAAGAAUCACCUAAUGCUGUUCAAGAAUUGACGAUUGCAAGGGAUAUAUAUGAGCAUGCAGUUGUUCUUAGUGUGAAGAUAGAAGAUCAAGAUGCCUUCGAGAGGGACUUCUUUCAGUUGAAGCCUUAUUAUACAGAUGCAAGUAACCGCCUCUCAUCAUCUCCUCAAGAGUACCCAAUCUUAGGCCUUAACCUUCUGAGGCUCCUUGUACAAAAUAGAAUAGCAGAAUUCCAUACUGAAUUAGAGCUGAUAUCAACGACUGCUCUUGAGAACCCCUGCAUCAAGCAUGCUGUGGAAUUGGAACAAUCAUUCAUGGAGGGAGCUUACAACCGUGUAUUGGAUGCCAGGAAAAUGGUGCCACAUGAGACCUACUUCUAUUUCAUGGAUCUUCUGGCAAAGACAGUUAGAGAUGAAAUAGCUGGCUGUAGUGAAAAAGCAUAUGAUCAUCUUUCAAUUGAUGAUGCCAGACAAAUGUUAAUGUUUUCUUCUGAACAAGAAUUGUUGGAGUACAUUACAGAGGAGCAUCCUGAAUGGGAGGUAAAGAACGGGUCCGUGUUUUUCCAGAAGGCAAAAGAGUCUGCACCUUGCAAAGAGAUACCAUCAUUGCAACUCAUCAAUCAGACCCUCAGUUAUGCAAGGGAGUUGGAGCGGAUUGUUUAAAAACUUGCUUUUCAAUCUUAAAUUAUACUCCAUCUUUAGCUUGGCAAAAAGUUUUUUUUUUUUCCUACCCCCAUUUAUUCCAUCUAGUCCAGACUCCAGAGUUGAAGAUGCAUCAUUACUUGUUAAUUUCGGUGAUCUUUUGUUAGCGGCAUUGUGGACUUUGGUUCUUCAUCGUUUGCUGUGCUCAUGUGUGGUGGUUUCUAUUAAUCUCUUCACUUAACGGUA
This is a messenger RNA of Nelumbo nucifera (sacred lotus), 1263 nucleotides long. Its product is annotated as 26S proteasome non-ATPase regulatory subunit 8 homolog A-like. Gene Ontology annotation, cellular component: cytosol; nucleus; proteasome regulatory particle. The record is from RefSeq and is a predicted model, not a curated record. Gene Ontology annotation, biological process: proteasome-mediated ubiquitin-dependent protein catabolic process. Lineage: Eukaryota; Viridiplantae; Streptophyta; Magnoliopsida; Proteales; Nelumbonaceae.